Synchiropus splendidus (mandarinfish) is the source of this 4599-nucleotide messenger RNA. It is a transcript of the gene abcc4, whose product is annotated as ATP-binding cassette, sub-family C (CFTR/MRP), member 4. Gene Ontology annotation, biological process: transmembrane transport; monoatomic ion transport. NCBI's taxonomy places the organism in Eukaryota, Metazoa, Chordata, Actinopteri, Syngnathiformes, Callionymidae. The transcript is spliced from 31 exons. Gene Ontology annotation, molecular function: ABC-type transporter activity; chloride channel activity; ATP binding. Gene Ontology annotation, cellular component: plasma membrane. The coding region runs from base 156 to 4115 and encodes 1319 amino acids. The record is from RefSeq and is a predicted model, not a curated record.
UGGCCGCGUCGGUGGCGUGCAAUGUGUUACCAGAGUCACGUAAGACCUGAAGGCGAUGAUUCCCUUCAAAGCAUAACCGUGGUGGGACGUCAUUUAAAGUCACUUUUUCAGGAGGCGAGAGUGGACCGGAAGGUCCUGCCGGAGGGCAGAGUGCGAUGAAGACAGUGGGCAAAGAUGUCAAGACGAACCCGGCAGCGACCGCAAAUUUUCUCUCCAAGAUAUUUUUCUGGUGGCUCAACCCUUUGUUUCGUACGGGAUACAAACGCCGGUUGGAGGAAGAUGACAUGUACGAAGUGCUUGCGGAGGACAGGUCAGAGAAGCUGGGAGAGGAUUUGCAGAGAUGCUGGGACCAUGAAUUUCAGAAGGCCACUAAAGACAUGCGACCUCCACAACUGUCUAAAGCCAUCAUCAAGUGCCACUGGAAACGAUAUGCAGUGCUGGGCUUCUUCACCCUGGUUGAGGAGGUGAUUAAAGUUGUCCAGCCGGUGAUCUUGGGACAAAUCAUCCGCUACUUCGAAAGCUACGACCCAAACAACAUGACAGCACUUUACCAAACCCUGGGCUACGCGGCUGGGAUGUCUCUCUGUACCAUCGGCCUGGCGGUUCUCCAUCAUCUCUAUUUUUACCACGUGCAGAGAGUCGGCAUGAAGAUACGAGUGGCAAUGUGUCACAUGAUAUAUAAAAAGGCACUAUGUCUCAGCAGUUCAGCCAUGGUGAAGACCACCACCGGCCAGAUUGUCAACCUUCUCUCCAAUGAUGUCAACAAGUUUGAUGAUGUGACUAUAUUCUUACACUACCUGUGGGUGGGUCCAUUACAGGCAGCAGCCGUCACAGGGCUACUUUGGCAGGAAAUCGGGCCGUCUUGCCUGGCGGGGAUGGUGGUCCUUUUGUUUCUCAUGCCCGUACAAACCUUAUUUGGAAGACUUUUUUCAAAAUUCAGGAGCAAGACUGCCAUCCUCACUGACAGCAGAAUCCGUACAAUGAAUGAAGUUGUGUCUGGGAUGAGGAUUAUCAAAAUGUAUGCUUGGGAGAAACCGUUUGCUGCUUUGGUGUCGGAAGUCAGAAGGAAAGAGAUAUCCAAGAUCAUGCUGAGCUCCUACCUCCGAGGUCUGAACAUGGCCUCCUUCUUCUGUGCGAGCAAAAUCAUCGUCUUCAUCACAUUCACCUUAUACGUGCUGCUGGGACACACCAUCUCUGCCAGUCGCGUGUUUGUCACCGUUUCCCUCUACAGUUCUGUGCGACUCACCGUCACCCUAUUCUUCCCGAAUGCCAUCGAGAAGCUGUUCGAGAGUCGCGUCAGCAUCCGUAGGAUCCAGGAGUUCUUGCUGCUGGAUGAGAUUGCACAGGCCAGCUCUCCCUUGGUGCAGGAUGAGAAGAAAGAGGCCUCUGUGACAGUCCAAGACCUCAUCUGUUAUUGGGACAAGAGUCUAGAUGCUCCCUCUCUGCAAAACGUUUCCUUCAAUCUGAACUCAAAUCAGCUGCUGGCCGUCAUCGGACCAGUGGGUGCUGGAAAGUCAUCCCUGCUGAGUUCCAUCCUUGGAGAACUUCCACCUGAGAAAGGGGUGCUAAAGGUCAAAGGGCGGUUGACUUACGCUGCCCAGCAGCCCUGGGUGUUUCCUGGGACUAUCCGCAGCAACAUCCUUUUUGGCAAAGAGUUCAACCCCCAGAAGUAUGAGCGAGUCAUACGGGCGUGCGCUUUGAAACGGGACAUGGAGCUGCUGCCAGACGGAGACCAGACUCUUAUCGGGGACCGAGGUGCAACUCUCAGUGGAGGCCAGAAGGCCCGUGUCAACCUGGCCAGGGCUGUGUACCACGAUGCAGACAUCUUCCUUUUGGAUGAUCCUCUGAGUGCCGUGGAUGCUGAGGUCGGCCGACAUCUGUUUCAGCAGUGCAUCUGUGGUCUGCUGAAGAACAAGCCUCGAAUUCUCGUCACUCACCAGCUGCAGUACCUGAAAGCUGCCGACCAGAUAGUGGUUCUGAAGGAGGGUCACAUGGUGGCGAAGGGCACUUACACAGAGCUUCAGAGGUCGGGUGUGGACUUCACCUCCCUCCUGAAAAAGGAAGAGGAGGAAGAGCAGCAGCAGCCCACUCCGGACCUCACUGGUCGGAUUCGGACCAUGUCUCAGAACUCUGUGAUGUCUCAGGCCUCAUCUGUGCAUUCGGUCAAAGAUGGAGACCAGUUGGAGGCGGAGCCCGUGCACACAAUGGUGGAAGAGAGCCGAGCUGAAGGAACCGUCAGUAUGAGUCUGUAUGUGAAAUACCUGCGAGCCGGAGCCAGCGUGGUCUUUCUUUUGACUGUGAUGCUCAUCAACGUUAUGGCUCAGGUGGCUUACAUCAUGCAGGACUGGUGGCUGGCUCACUGGGCUGAUGAGCAGGAAAAGCUCGAUGAGAACAGCACAAUUGUUGUCGAUGGGCGAAACGUGACAGAGCUGAAUCUUGACUUCUACCUGGGCAUUUAUGGAGGUUUGACCGCAGCCACCGUCGUUUUUGGCUUCCUCCGCAAUUUAAUUCUGUUUAACGUGCUUGUGAGAUCCGCACAAGCGCUGCACAACCAAAUGUUCAACGCCAUCCUCCGAACUCCUGUACGCUUCUUUGACAUCAACCCCAUUGGGAGGAUUUUGAACCGGUUUUCCAAAGACAUCGGCCAGCUGGAUUCCAACAUGCCAUGGGUCUUUGUGGAUUUCAUUCAGAUUUUCCUUCAGAUCCUGGGGGUAAUUGCCGUUGCAGCCUCGGUCCUCCCCUGGAUUCUCAUCCCUGUACUGCCUCUGCUCAUCGGCUUCCUGUUUCUACGCCGCUACUUCCUGCAGACGUCUCGAGACAUAAAGCGUUUGGAGUCCACGACUCGGAGUCCCGUCUUCUCCCACCUGUCCUCGUCCCUACAGGGUCUCUGGACGAUUCGGGCCUUCAGAGCCGAAGAGCGGUUUCAGCGGGACUUUGACGCCCAUCAGGACCUUCACUCUGAAGCCUGGUUCUUGUUUCUCACCACGUCGCGCUGGUUUGCUUUCCGUCUGGACGGGAUAUGCAGUGUCUUCGUGACCAUCACGACCUUCGGCUGCCUGCUGCUCAGAGACCAGCUGGACGCCGGCUCCGUAGGCUUGGCCCUGACCUACUCGGUCACCUUGAUGGGAAUGUUUCAGUGGGGUGUCCGGCAGAGUGCCGAGGUGGAGAACAUGAUGACGUCGGUGGAGAGGGUGGCAGAGUACACCGAGCUGGAAAGUGAAGCCCCGUGGGAAAUGCAGAAGCGACCCCCCCCAGAUUGGCCAAGCAAAGGCCAUGUGACCUUUGACCGCGUCAGCUUCUCCUACAGUGCAGAGGGACCCAUUGUUCUCCACAGCUUGAGGGCGAUGUUCCAGCCAAAGGAAAAGGUGGGGAUUGUCGGACGAACAGGUGCUGGAAAAAGCUCUCUGGUCUCAGCGCUCUUCAGACUGGCAGAACCAGAUGGAAACAUCUACAUCGAUGGAGUCCUGACCUCUGAAAUAGGCCUCCAUGACCUGCGACAGAAGAUGUCCAUCAUUCCUCAGGAUCCAGUACUGUUUACUGGAACCAUGAGGAAGAACCUGGACCCCUUCAACGAGCACACGGAUGAGCACCUGUGGAACGCUCUGCAGGAGGUCCAGCUCAAGAACGUGGUGGAGGAGCUCCCUGGGAAGCUGGAAACGGUUCUGGCCGAGUCCGGCACCAAUUUCAGCGUGGGCCAGAGGCAGCUGGUGUGUCUGGCCAGAGCGGUCCUGAGGAAGAACCGCAUCCUCAUCAUCGACGAAGCCACGGCAAACGUGGAUCCCAGGACGGACGAACUGAUUCAGAAAACCAUCCGGGACAAGUUCAGGGAGUGCACUGUGCUCACCAUCGCCCACCGCCUCAACACCAUCAUCGACAGUGAUCGCAUCCUGGUGCUGGACGCGGGGAGGAUCCACGCCUACGACACGCCCUACACAUUGCUCCAAGAUCCUUCGGGCAUAUUCUCCAAAAUGGUGCAGCAGACGGGCAAGCAGGAAGCAGCCGCGCUGCUGGAAGCUGCCAAACAGGCUUAUGAGAGCAGGAGCCGCACAGACGUUGCCAACGGAUCUGUGGAAGCCUUGGACGGGAACCCAGUCAUCUUCGAGACGGCUCUGUGACCCUGCUGCGACUGGAACCCUGCAGGGCGGCCGUGCUCCUCUGGCUGUGAAGGCCGGCACAUCUCUGUAGAGCAGAGAGCUUCGCGUCCUGGCUGAGAACAGGAGCCAGUCUCACACUGCACUGAUGUUCCCGGGAAAAUGCUGGAACCCUGCUGUAACACCCAGCGAUCGAUAUUUAUUCACCUGAUGUCACACAAAUACAGUAUUGCUGCUGAUGCUGCUACUUAAAAGACAGAUAAGUCAGUGCCUUUGUUCCUUUGCAGCAGGUUGUAAUUUCAAUCUCCCAGUGAUCACCACGUUGCCUCUUGUGUUUUAUAGAAUUCCGAGCAGCGGAAUGUGCUUUUGAUAUUUCGAACAUUAAUACCAAUGUUUUACUCUGAAGUGGCUUCAGUUCAGUUACUGAUGUUUCAGUUCAUUUUGAACAGUUCUGUGUUCAUAUGUCAAAUGUGUGAAGCCACACUGUGAUUAAACAUCAUUUUUAUAA